AUGGAGGAUGACAGGAUUAGUAAGUUGCCUGAUGGAAUCCUCGGUCACAUUAUCUCAUUUCUCCCAUCUGAAGAUGCUUUUGCAACUCGUGUACUUUCUAAGAGGUGGAGGCCACUAUGGUUUUUAUAUCCUAGUCCCAAUCUUGACUUUGAUGAUCAAAGGUUUUUCAAAAAAGAAGAACCAUACAUUAGCUUUAAAGAUAUGGUAAAUGUAACCAUUACUGAAAGAAGUGAGCACCAACCCAUCAAAAGCUUUCGCCUAAGAUGUCAUGAAUCUCAUGAUAGCUUUACCAGUGAAUUCAGCAUAAUGUUAUUGUUAACGGCACGCAGAAUGGAGCACGUUGACAUUCAAAUGUGUGAUAACUGGAAAUUGAAUAUCAUUUGUUUUAUUUUUCGCUUUAGUAACCUUGUUGUUCUAAAGCUGAAAUUUGUAUGCGUGAAUCUUUUUAUAUCUGCCAACCUUCCAUCACUUAAAAUUUUACACUUGAAUAGUGUUUAUUUUUUCGAACACGGGUUUCUUUUGGAAAUUCUUAAUGCUUGUCCAAUUCUUGAGGACUUGGAAAUAAAGAAUAUAUCAACAAGGUAUUGGUCAGUUGAGUAUGAUGAACAAGUUAAGAAAUUUACAAAUUUGAUCAGGGCGGAUGUUUCUAACAUCUCUAUUUAUGAUGUUGAUCUGGAAGUCUUUUCCAGUGUUGAGUUUCUUCGGUUAGAAGAGAUGUAUGGGGCCGUUCCUGUGUUUUCCAAGUUAACUCAUUUGGAGAUUGUAUAUGGAAGAAGUAUUAAUUGGAGAUUUUUAACUUCUGUCAUGAAGAAUUGCCCUAUACUUCAAACUUUUAUCCUUGAAAUGCCUUUAACACCAGAUAUUUUCACAUCGUAUUUGGCAGAAGCAUUAUUUGAUCUUAGAUUGUUCCGAAAUAUUUUGCCUGAAUGCCUUUCUUUACAAUUAAAAAAAUGUACUAUUACAAAUUAUAGAGGAUGCGAAUAUGAGUUUCUAUUUGUACAAAACUUUUUGAUGAAUUCUACAUCUUUGGAGAGAAUGAGAAUAUUCAGUUCACCUUCCUUGAAAAACCAGGAAAAGCUUGAUAAGAUGGAAGAAUUAUUGGCAUUCCCAAGGAUCUCUGCUACAUGUGAAGUUUAUUUUGUAUGA
Molecule: messenger RNA, 1146 nt
Organism: Vicia villosa (hairy vetch)
Lineage: Eukaryota; Viridiplantae; Streptophyta; Magnoliopsida; Fabales; Fabaceae
Product: F-box/LRR-repeat protein At4g14096-like
Exons: 2
Coding region: 1-1146 (381 amino acids)
Molecular function (GO): protein binding
Source: RefSeq, a predicted model, not a curated record